AUGAAGAUCGUGGCCUUGACACUCAUGGUUUUCGUCAUACUUCUGACAUCGUUUCCGGCUCCAAACAAAGCGGCAUACACAAAUGUGGAAGCAGCAUGUGACCCAAAGCAGCUUCAGCCUUGCCUAGCCGCGAUUACUGGAGGAGGACAACCCUCAGGUGACUGUUGUGCAAAGCUGAAGGAGCAACAAUCAUGCUUGUGUGGGUUUGCUAAGAACCCUUCUUUUGCUCAGUACAUUAGCUCUCCCAACGCUCGCAAAGUUCUAACCGCUUGUGGUGUUCCUUACCCAAGUUGUUAA
Molecule: messenger RNA, 297 nt
Organism: Eruca vesicaria subsp. sativa (arugula)
Lineage: Eukaryota; Viridiplantae; Streptophyta; Magnoliopsida; Brassicales; Brassicaceae
Source: the annotation of a GenBank genome assembly